This is a messenger RNA of Aplysia californica (California sea hare), 2973 nucleotides long. RefSeq names its product nuclear valosin-containing protein-like. NCBI's taxonomy places the organism in Eukaryota, Metazoa, Mollusca, Gastropoda, Aplysiida, Aplysiidae. The transcript has 23 exons. Gene Ontology annotation, biological process: ribosome biogenesis. The coding region runs from base 98 to 2563 and encodes 821 amino acids. The record is from RefSeq and is a predicted model, not a curated record. Gene Ontology annotation, cellular component: nucleus. Gene Ontology annotation, molecular function: RNA binding; preribosome binding; ATP binding.
AUUAUUAAGUUCUGUAAUUUGCAAAUAACGACUGAGACGUAAACAUUCACACGUGAGAAGAGAAAAGUCUGGGAGUGUCAAGAGAUUUGUUAUCGUGAUGCCAAAGCCAAACUAUUUUCUUGAUGAUCGCCUCGUUCCGAGAAUUAAACAGGUCAUCAAGGCACACAAUGGAAGAAUCAGUGUAGGAAGAGUUGCAGAAGAGCUUCAGUCCCAACACAGUAUAUAUGCAAGAAAGAAGAAAAAUGCUUUCCUGAAGUCAGUGGAAAAAGGAUUUUCUUUUGCUGCUAAAGAGUUGGAGAAAGAAGGCAUUUUUGUCUCAAAGGGAGAUGAUGCAAGUGAUGACAGUGAUACAGAUUCUGAGUUGGUGCAAUAUGAGGAUAAGAACAUAAUGAACAGCAUGAUCACCAGCAUGUACAGACAGAAUACUCCUGGGGCUGGGUCUCCCAUGGCUAGAGAAAGUGCAUCCCAGCAGACUCCGACAAAGAAACACGUGCAGAAUGGGCAGGCAACUGGGUCUGAUGCUUCUCGCAGUGGCACGCCCCAGAGUUGGUUUAUUGACCGAGGGAAGGACGGGUCGGCCAAAAAGCCAAGUCAGAGUGACCAAAAGGAAGGACAGUCUGAGGUGGAGAGGGGGCGAGAAAGUCAACAGGAUGAGAUAGAGCCAAACAAGAAAGAACGACCCAAAAAAAGACGCAGAGACUCCCCAGAAGGCACGCGAAAGAGGAAGAAAGAGAGGCAAGUUGUUAAUCCUACAACCACUUUUGCAAAUGUUGGAGGAAAUGAAAGUAUUUUACAGCACCUUGAGGAACGUUGCCAGUUCUUGGAGUACCCGGAGCUGCUGCCAAAGAUCAAAGGGGAUGUUCCGAAAAGUUUCUUGUUUCAUGGCCCCACUGGCUGUGGAAAGACACUUUUAGCAAAUGCUAUAGCAGGAGAAUACAAACUGCCAUUGCUUGGCAUGACGGCCACAGAGCUGGUGGGCGGGAUCUCUGGAGACUCAGAGGCUAAUAUAAGGGAGCUGUUUCAACAGGCAGCGGAGUUGGCCCCAUGUGUCCUCUUUGUUGAUGAUGUCGAUGCCAUAGCAACCAAGCGAGAAAUAGCGACAAAGGGGAUGGAAAGUCGAGUCGUUACACAAUUAGCCAACAGCAUGGAUGAGUUACGUGGGAAGAAUCUACCUGUCCUAAUGAUUUGUGCCACAAAUCGACCCAAUUCUUUGGAUGAAGCGUUCAGGAGAACGGGGCGGUUUGACAUCGAGUAUGCCAUGAGGUUUCCCAACAGAGAUGCCAGGAAAAGCAUUCUGGAAGCUCUGUGCCAGGGUGUCCUACUCUCGGAUAAUGUGUCAUUGUCAGAGAUAGCUGACCUGACCCCAGGUUAUGUGGGUUGUGACCUCAAGACGCUCAUCUCCAUCACAAAUGCCUGUGCUCUAAACAGAAUUAUCUCAGACCUCAAGAAGGAGGGAAAGGCUUUGGUUCCUGAAACACCCAGCAGUGAGGGAGAGGCGGAAUGCAAGAGGCAAAAGCUGAUGUUCACCCCAGAGGAGGUGGAGAAUUUUGAAGUGAAACUUACCAAGUCAGAUUUUCAAAAAGCUAUGACGGAGGUCAAACCUACUGCCAAGCAAGAAGAUGUCACUCUCGUUCCCAACACGACGUGGGAUGACAUUGGUGGCUUAGACAGCAUUAGGAAGAAGCUCAACCUUUGCAUCAUGGAGAGAACGAAGCGUCCGGAGCUGUACCAGGCCAUUGGGAUGACGUCGGCUGCUGGUGUGUUGUUGGUGGGACCUCCAGGCUGUGGGAAAACUUCAGUUGCUCGGGCUGUUGCGAACGAAGCAGGCAUAAACUUUUUGUACAUCAAAGGAGCGGAGCUCCUAAACAAAUAUGUUGGUGAGAGUGAGAAAAAUGUGAGGGACCUCUUCAAGCGUGCCAGCAGUCUAGCCCCUUGUGUCAUUUUCUUUGAUGAGAUCGACUCCAUUUGCCCUCGGAGGUCAUCUGGCAGUGAUGAGAACUCAACUAGUCGUGUGACAAAUCAGCUCUUACUGGAAAUGUCUGGUUUGGAGCAGAGGACUGAGGUCUAUGUAAUUGCAGCUACGAACAGACUUGAUCGUUUGGACAAGGCUUUUCUCCGACCAGGUCGUAUGGAUAAAAUCAUUUACGUGGGCCUGCCGAACUCAGGCAGCAGAGUGGAAAUUCUUCACGCUCUCACCAAGAACGGCACUCGGCCGAAGCUGGCUGGUGAUGUCUUCCUGGACAGAAUAGGCCAAGACAAGCGCUGUGAUGGGUUCUCUGGAGCUGAUCUUGCCAAUCUGUUGCAAGUGGCGCGAGAGGCCUGUCUGGAGGAGAUCAUCGAGUCCACAGAAGCCUCUGAGCCCUGUGUGGUGCCAGUUGUCAGCAAUUCACAUUUUGAGCGUGCAUUUGACAGUGUCAGUGCGUCAGUAGAUUCUGAGUCCAAGCGGAACUAUGAAGCUGUGAGGAAGUUGCUGGAGAAUAAAACGGCCAAGAAAGAUAUGGCGAGUCUAGAGUCAGACGCGAGAGGGGGUGAUGAGGACAACUCGGGCAUGGAAGUGUCAUGACCUCUGCUGUCUUCGGAUCAUUGAGACCUGUUUUUGUGCUAGUUUUUAUGGCAGGUUACUGUUACUGUUUUUGCUUCACUUCUGUUCUCAGUGUGUAUGCCUUCUGUCACAUACAAUGUACUUUCAUGCUAUUUAGUCAGGUUUUUAUCUCCAAGUGAGUAAAAUAUUUGGAAUUAUGUAAUUGCAUGAAGACAUGCAUCUUUUAAGCUUAUAAAUGAAAACUGAAACACAACAAAUUUUUAUGAAGUAUGGUACUCUGCAGUUCAGCCAAUUUUGUUUGGAUCUAAGGAAGACAGACCUAACAUACAAUUUACAAUGUACAUGUAUUUCAUUUGUUAAAAUUAUUGCAAUGCUAGUGAUGUUGAUAUGAGAAUUAUGACUACAAAUAAAUAAGACAUAUACUAAAGAAA